Molecule: messenger RNA, 1098 nt
Organism: Microthlaspi erraticum
Lineage: Eukaryota; Viridiplantae; Streptophyta; Magnoliopsida; Brassicales; Brassicaceae
Source: the annotation of a GenBank genome assembly
AUGAGAAGAUAUUCUCUUUUUUUAGACCAAUAUGACAAAUAUCUAUCAAAUAUUCCGUUCGCCGGCGUCGUCUUUCACCGUCGUCUCGUUGCCGCCCCCAAAUUCACGAUCGAAACCCUAGCUUCUCGAUUUCGCCUGCUGCUAACCACUAUUGUGCUCAAUCACUUUCACUAUUCCGCGGAAUCGCCUUCAAUGGACUCUCACUCUUCCCACCUCAACGCGGCCAAUCGUUCGCGUAGCUCCCAGACUCCAUCUCCUUCACAUUCCGCCGCCGCCUCUGUCACUUCUUCUCUCCACAAACGCAAGCUCGCCGCCACCACUGCAGCUAAUGCGGCCGCGUCUGAAGACCACGCCCCUCCUUCUACUUCUUUCCCUCACUCCUCCUUCUCUGCGGAUACUCGCGACGGCGCCUUGACCUCUAACGAUGAGCUCGAGAGCAUCUCCGCGCGCGGCGCCGAUUCCGACUCAGACCCUGACGAAUCAGAGGAUGUCGUCGUGGACGAUGACGAGGACGAAUUUGCUCCCGAACCGGACCAGGACUCUUCCAUCCGCACAUUCACGGCCGCUAGACUCGAUUCCAGCUCAGGAGUCAACGGUUCGAGCCGCAGUAAUACUCAGAUUAAGACGGAGAGGUCCACAGUGAAGCUUGAGAGCUCUGAUGGUAAACCAUCUGUUAUCGGCACCGGUACGAGUGGGGCUUACAUCGCGAGAGAAGAGACUCUCAAGAGAGAGGAGCAAGCUGGGCGACUCAAAUUUGUAUGUUACUCGAAUGAUUGCGUUGAUGAGCAUAUGAUGUGGUAUUUGCUUCCCUCAAAUCGAGAUGCGCGUCGUGACGUGGAAGAUGAAGAGGAGAAGGAGAUAGAGCAGCCACAGAAGAAGAGAUGUAUUGAAGAAAAACCUCAGGAGAUAGUCAUAGAUGCAGUGUUCGACAGGGAUGAAAAUGCAGCUCUCGACGGUGGUGAUUCAGAUAGUGAUGGAUAUCUGUCUGAGGACUCUGACUUUACAAACGCAGUUGCAAAUGGUACAGAAGGUAAAAUCAGUGGUAAUGAGAUGUCGAUUCAAGGCAACCGAAAAAAAACAGAGGAGGAAGCUUGCUAA